UCGUCUCAGAAGUAAGAAAUUAUGGACAGUUGCAGUGUCAUCCUUUUAUUUACAUAGAACGCUAUGGUGAACUUAAAUGAAAUAAAUACAGUAAGCUUUUGCAUGGUUUGAGGUUUAAUAUUAAGAAGCAAGAAAGUUAAAGGAUUCAUCAGUUUGUUCAACAUAAAUGCUCUGUAUUCUUUCUGAUUAACUGGAUGUUAUCCUAAUAUCAUCAAGUGACAUAUUUCAUUGUAAAAAAGUGUCAUGUUUUCUUAUUUGCCUCUAUUCAUGGCCAAACUUUCAUGAUGUAAGUGUGUUAUUCCAUAUCAAGUUUACCCAAAAAACCUAGUUUUCACAAUGACUAUCAGGGAUUUUCAUUACAAUUUACAUCAAUGAAGAUUAUGAUAGAAAGAGCUUGCAUGCUUAAUUUACAAACAGUUGUCAGUCCAGUAACAUGCAAGACUAGAGAAAAAUGUACACAUGAACAUUGCUCAAUAUUGAAUAUAGACUGGUUCCUUUUUAAGGAAGACCAACAUUGUGUUUGAAAAUAAUUAUUGAGAAGGAAUGUCAUAAAGUUGAUGUGAACUUUAAGGAUGUGAAUGACUUAGUGAAGCGGAGAAGAUGCAUUAAGGCAUGGAAGGAAACCCCUAGAUAAAAGCAAAGUCCUGACUAUGACAAAUGGUGGUUAUGGUGAUAUGAAACUAAUACUAGGAUGCCCAACAAUUGAAACUAUAAACUAUAAAAUUCCUAUUUUAAAAUAAAGAGUCCAAAAGUAUUUAUUAUUUUAAUUUUCUUUGGAAAAGAUAGCAUUCUUUGGAUUUUGAUAUGCAUGGGUUUUCAUCGUGAAGAUCUGCAUUUUAUUCUUCCAAAAAUGCUCAACUUCAAAACAAUAAGGCAAUUUCAAGUUCUGAAAAAAGAAACCAACUAAGAAACUUUUAGUAUUAAAACACCAGGAAGCCAAAUUAAGAAACUUUCAGAACUCAGUGUUGAUCCAAGUUUCUAAUAAAAUAAACACAUGUAGUAAUGUAUCAGCCUAACAGUUUGGUUUUGUUUCUCCAUUUAGGCAAAAAUUAGCUUCAAGAUAUUUGCAGAAAACUUAAGACCUCAUUUGAUAUUUUGCAGCUUAAUGUUUUCCUUUUAAGCAUGACUCAAAAUGUUGAAAUCUCUAAGAGGACAUUAUUUUCAUGUGAAAAAAGGAUAAACCUGAUAUCUUACAAAAAAUGCAAAUCUAUACUUCUGCGAAAAACAAAAUUAUAAAGGAAACAAUUUUUGAUCUUAAAAUUUAGUCAGAAUAUUGUCAUUUUUAGUAAGGUUAAACUUGAAAUUUAGCCAUAAGACAUCGUGAUGUUUUCUACUUGGAUAAAAAUUAUGGUCAUAUUCAAAAUAGCCGCGAAAGGAAUUUUGAAUGUUUUCAAAGGCCGUAGAAAGCUUGUAAGUGCGAUUUGCAAUCAUAUCGCUUAUGUUUGAUGCUCGGAUAAGAUUGAAAAUAACUACAAUAUAUUUUGUAGUUAUUUUUCUAUAACAUUUGAUUUGAUUUGUAGUCAUUUGAAUCUAUAACCUGGCCAACUUUAUUUUUUUCCAGGAACUGCUAUUGCCUUUAAAAAUGACUCAGAUUUUUACGAAAACUGUCUUAAAAUUAUAAAAGACAAUAUGUUUCACACUAAAAUGCCUUGAAAAAUGAGUCAAAAUUUAAUGAAAAGAUUAGCAAAAGAAAAUGUGGUUUAAACGUUCAUAGAUUGCUGAAUGUUUUGGGACUAUUGUGUAACAGUAUCAAAGGAAAAGAUUAAAGACUUUUUCCAAAGAUUUCGUUUUUUUGUACGAUGGGAUCGUGGAAUUUAUAAUUUUUCAAAAUACUUCUUGCCAUUCUUUACUCUAUCUCUAACUUUAAAAGUCACAUAUUAAAAGCCACUUUCUGAACCUUGUUUAUACCCUUUCAUUUCUUUCUUGUUACAUUUGGGGUCUGCUGAAACGCGCUCGUUUAGCGACUUUGCUAAUUGUUUUUGACGUCAUAAAUAAACGCAUGAAGACUUAUGUGUGGACGCAGGUGAAUGAAAACCAUCAACGAAAGAAACGCAGCAUCGAUAGCAUGAAUGAAAAGAACAGAAUUGAAGACGACAAUACAAAAAUUGAUCAGGUCAGGAAUGAAUGCCGGAGUUUUAUCAGCAGAACACCUGGUCAACACAGGAGGGUCAGUGCUGUUAUUGAUCGAAAAGUAUGGCAAGUGGAUACCUUGCGACUUACCGAUACAUUGGAGUCUUCUGAAGUAAAAAGGGUCAUAAAGAAUGAAACAGAAAAAGAAAGAAAACGAAAAAUGUCAGCUCCGUAUGGUGCAUCAGUUGAAAUAACAGACAUGCAGUUUCAUGAAAGAUGCCGAAGACUGUCAAAUGUUCACGAAGAUUUGUUCAAGCUCUUUUCCAUUCACAAUGCCGUAGUCCAGCGAAAAUUUGAGCAGCAGAGGUUGGUUACAGAAGUUAAUAAGCAGCUUGUUCUUGAAGAACUACAGCGAAAAUCGGCACAAAAGGCGGUAAAAUAUGCUGUAGAAAUCGAAAGAGAACGCAGAAUUAAAAUUCUUCAAGAGAUGGCUCAAGGGAAAAGCGACAAUGCACUUGAAAUUGCUGAUAUGAAUGCUCGUCUGUCAAAAGUUCAUAUUGAACUUAAGGAUGCUUUUAGAUACAUUUGGGAAAAAGAAGGAAAGAAGGAACAGGAGAGGUUGAGAAAAGCCUCGGAGGCUAAGAGGGAGGUGAUAAAAGUUGCUUCCGUGGCUCAACAGAGCUCAAAAUUGGAAGACAUUGAGAAGAUAAGAGAUAAAGAGGUAGAAUCUUUGCAAACUACUGAACAAUUCCGAAGGAUUGUUCAAGACAAGCUUAAAGAUAUACAAGAAGAGUUAGCUUCAAUAUUUGGUAUAUUCAAGGAAAGAAUGAAACUGAGAGUGGUACAAGACAAAGAAAUAGAUACAAACUUUCAAGAUGAAGAUGAAAGUGUCAAAGAGUCUAUGAAGUCCUAAAGUCAUAAGAAGAAUAUUUUUGUCAGCAAUGACGAACACGUUUUUAAGAUGAAAAAACUCAAAAAUCGUUUACGAACCAUCUCUUGAAACCCUUUGACAAGAACAAACGUAUUCCCUGUACUAAUAAAUACAAAAUUGGUAUUAAAAAAUUAAACAAUUGUCAAAUAUAUGCCAUUCAGUGUCAUUUAUUGAGUAUGUUUUUAGACUUUUUAACUAAAGAGUUAAUAACGCCACGGUGUUUUAUACGCACAGCUUCCAAAAUCGGGCCUUUUAAAAUUUUAUUCUUUUAGGGAAAAUACAAACACCUGAACUAUUUUCUUCUCCUUUUAGUUAAAUGAUAUUCUUAGAUUUGUUCUCAAUCAAAAAUUUUGUGAUAAUUUUCUAAACUACUAAGGGCGUUAAAAACAUAGCCUUUAAAUAUCUUGAAAGCAAAGGCUCGCUAAUUCAAUAGCGUGCCUCUCUCUAUACGAGAAAUUCUUCCAUCCUCAAAUGCCAUUCUUGCAACACAAGCAUGUAUGAAUUGCCUUGAAAGGACCACUAGAACGCUCAAGUGUGCUUAAAAGUAUGUUCAAAUCAGAAUUGUGUUCAAAGUGGAAAGCCUCAAAAUCUGGUUUUGUCACAAAAGCUACAGUCUUAUAUCACAGUGCUUAUAUCUUAGUGAAGAAAACGUCAUGUUUAAGAAUAACCAAUGGUUCGCUGAAAGCCAAAAGCUCUCAUUUAUUUUUAGAAGCGCGUUUUAAAGCAGCGUGUUAUCGAAUUUUAAAAACCGUUGACCUCAAGUGAAGUUCGUUCGAGUAAUGUAUAAUCCGCAGUCUUUGCAUAAGGCUAGCUAAAAUACUUGAUCUAUGAAACCAGCAACUGGUUCCUUGAAAGUAUUCCAGAAACUUUGGAUUUUAUAAUCUUGCGAAUUGCAGGUAUACAACAGAGUAGAAUUAUAAUAAUAAUAAUAAUAAUAAUAAUUAAUUAAUUUACAGUAGGCGUUUUUUACAGUAGUAGCUAAAACGAUAAGCUAACUAAAGCCUACUAAUUAUAGGAAUAAGAAUUGAAAUAUAGCACAUGAUGUGUUUAUCUGAUAGAACCUGAUCAUUUAUCUGAUAAUUAAUUGAGGCAAUGGAAGUUUAUUCUGUUGUAGCAUCCGUCAAAUGAGGUUUUAGCGAAACAGAGGCGCAUGGUGUAAGUCUAGCAUGAACUUGGGGGAGUAGUGGAGGGGUGUAGGGGGGCGUAGCAUCCCCAAUAUUUCACGAAUUCGUCGGUAAAUAUUCAGUCUGUCUACAAAAUCCUUAGUUUGUCGGUAAAAUUAUCUAUCAGUAGAAGAAAUAGCACGUUAAUUCCUCUCGAUCUAUGUCUUCGUCGGUAAAUUUUCCUAUUGAUGAUUCUCCAUCCCCCUUGUCUGGAAGAUCAAGCGACGCCACUGAAUGAACUUUCAUGUUGGCAGUCCUUCGCACCGACUUGCCUUUUUGCAUGCUCUGAAUGUCACUUGCUGAAUAGAUGGGUUCGUGACAAAAUUUUGUAAAGGCAAUAUUCCUUAACGAAUCAUCCAUGAAAAAUCAGUGUGCAUAUCUGUUUUACGGUGCUCAACGUAAUACCCAAAACUCUACUCCAAGGCUUUUAAAAUUAUUGGUUUCAGUAGUUCUGUGUUUCAUAUUAAAUGUGAUCACGAGGAAACAGGCAGAGAGCACACAAUAACUAACAAAUCAAACAAAUAAAUCAACACAAAGAAUUAAAGAUAGCUUGUAUUUUGCCCUGGCAUGCAACAGAGUGAGCCUUUGGGAUUCAACAGAGUGAGCCUUUUAUUUUUUACACUCUUUUAUAAGAAUACUAUACAAUUUCUCAAGCCUCUAUAUUCCUAAGAACAUUUCUUUUUGAGCCUGAAUUCUUAUUCUUUUUAAAACUGAUACGGUUUAGGGUGACAACAAUAAAAACCACGCUUGUUGUAAAGGAGACAUGUCAGUUCUGCAAUUCCCUGUUAUGCGUACCAAAACAGGCAACUGCUGAAAAACGAAACACAAAAAUUUGAGCUGAGGCUGAGCAAUAUUCGUAUGAUAUUAUAGUAGGCUGUAUGCCUCUGAGCCUGAAUAUUCUCAUUUGUUUAACAACAUAAAAACCGUGUAAUGAAGCAGAAUCUAUGUUGAAGUCAGCACCCAAGGAAUAGGCUGAUAGGAAUUCAGCUUUACCUAGGCUUUCCUGUCAGACUACGAUUUGGAGAAAGUGGCAGAAAAUGGAGAAGGUUUGGAGGAGCAAAAUCCUCCUAACAAAUAAUCUGAUACCUUCACCCAAAAAGGAAGACAAGAAAAUGUCGCUCAAACACACUCUGACACAUACACGGCGCUUGUUCCACCACUCAGAAUACUUAAUUUCCGUCACUGCUUUUGACCAGAGAAAGCAAAAGUUUGAGCGGAAUUAUUCUCCGUUUCAUUAAAGGUGGCUGACAUCAGGAGGCUUCACUGCAUUAGAUACAAUAUGUCAUGUACAAUGAUAUAGAAUUGAAUUUAUACAAGAAACAUCUAUAUUUACAACAUUGUUGCUCAACAUAAAACGAUUAAAACAAGGAUACGUUGGAUGAAGGGCAAAGGAGCUACAGAUCUGUUUAGGCUACUUUGUCAAAACCUUUCAGAAAUUUCGCCGCCUGUCAGAAUUUGUUUGAAAUUUCUAUCUUUAGUAAAUCCCUCAAUAUAACUUAUUUCCCAAGGCACCCUUUCAUAAAAACUGAGUAUUAAGGUAUUUCAGAGUUUCUGUACUUCUGCAAUGUCUCAGAAUUCACUGGCACAAACAUUCUUUAUAUGAAAUUUGAAUUUUCUUUCCAUUUUGAAUUACGCAUGACAAUCUCGCUAAACCAACCUAGAAUCAAUACUCGUAGUUUUGAUCAAUUCGCUACUUAAAUCAAUUAUCUCAACCUGAACAGGUUUGAGAUCGUAAGUCUACAAUCCAUGCCAAAACUAUCGGAAUGCUGGAGGAAGCCUAAAUUAUUCUUGUAAUGCUCCGGUUAAUAAAACAACUUUCCUUUUUCAACAUGUCAAUCUCAACAAGCCUGACGGGACACAGAAUUCCGUCAAAAUAUCAGGGUC
Messenger RNA from Rhopilema esculentum, 6048 nucleotides. RefSeq lists its product as uncharacterized. The record is from RefSeq and is a predicted model, not a curated record. Lineage: Eukaryota; Metazoa; Cnidaria; Scyphozoa; Rhizostomeae; Rhizostomatidae.